Molecule: messenger RNA, 921 nt
Organism: Paramecium octaurelia
Lineage: Eukaryota; Ciliophora; Oligohymenophorea; Peniculida; Parameciidae
Source: the annotation of a GenBank genome assembly
AUGUAAAAAGUCAGUUUUUAAGUUCUCUGGAGUGAUUUUAUCGAUGUCAUGAAAGCUGCUACAGAUAUGUAAGCAGUCUUAGAUACAGUUGGCUAAGAGCAUCCAUUUUGGUUAUAGUCUAGAAAUAGAUUAAGUACUCAACUGAAUCGAUCUAAUUAAAUUCACCUAAAAAACUAGGAUCCAUCUCUAGUUCAAGACAUUAAAUAUCGCUAUUAUGAAAUUGUUACAAUUCAAUAAUUUGGUGAUAUUGUCUUAGGAUAUUUAAAAUUCUACGAGAACAAUUUAUAAAGAAUGCCCAUCAAACUCCCAGAAGGUGAUAUAGGUGAGUGGCAAGACUUUGAAGAAAGUGAAACCAAUUACUAAGCAUAAUCCAUGGUUAAAUUGUAAAUGAAGUAAUUUAUUUAAAUGAGAUUAUUUUAGAAAACAAUAUUCUUUCAGAAAAUAAUGGAUAGAAUAUCAACGAAAAGGCGGUCCCAUUAUAACCAAUAAACAAUAGGCAAGAUCAGCCCAAAGCAUAUAUAUUCCUUUCAAUAAACCUGAUGGAUAUUAUGGUUCUUUCGAUUCUCCAUUAGUAUUAAUUAAUAUUAUAUAAUUGAUAAGUCCAUGUCCAAUCCAGUCAAUGAAAAUUUAGCAAACAGCAAACACAGCGUUUAAAAUUCGAAUGGAGAUUCAGAAUAAUUACCUGGAGGUAAGCGACAGACUCAAAAUGCAACAAAAAAUAGAGUAUCUAAUGUAAGAAAAUAAUCCUUGGAUGUCAGCAUUGACAGUCUGAGAGAGAGCCAUAUAUCUUAAUAACGAAAUAUGAGUAAAGCAAAAUCAAAUCUCAAAACUAAAUAGCAUGAAUUGAACAUAGAACAUAUGGAAUAAAGCAUGGUAGAAAAAAAUAGAAAUUGUUGUGGAACUGAAUGUUGUCAAUUUUGA